AUAGCAGUAACUCCAUUUAAUGUGCUCAAAACUACUUUAUUAAGUAGUCAGUAUUAUUAUCCCCAUUUUCCAUUGAGGAAACCAAGACAGAGCGAAAUUAAGCAACCAGCCGAAGGUCGCAAGACUAGUAAGUGGCGGAACCUGGAUUAGAACCCAAGAAUGUUUGGCUCCAGUAUCCAUAGCCCGAAGUAAUAGGCUAUUCAUUCUCUUUACCGACAGAUUAGUUGUAGCUGAAGACAUUAGGAAAGGCUUUAUGGAGAAACUGGCAUUUUAAGGUUCCUAAGAGGAGAUUGUGAUUUGAUGUAUGCAUAGUAUUAACUGACCUGUACAUAGGAGGAACUUAAUAUGUAUUUGUUUAAUCAGUAAGUGAUUCAUUUUAACCGCUAGAUGAUUCCUUCAGUCACUAUCUGCCAGCAGCCCAGGGCUUGCAAAAUGAGAAAAUGAGGGACCCAGGGCAAUGAGCUCAUUUUGCUUUUUCGCAGAGGUGACUUUCUUCCAACUAAAGUCUGUGUUUCCCAAGGGGCAUCUCUUUGCAUUCUGGGUGCGACACUUCCUCGUUGUGAGGGGAUACACUGCAGAAUGUUCAGCAACAUUUAGAAUGUCUCCCCAUUGCCCCUUCCCAAUUACUGGGACAUUGGAGAAUCCCUUCCCUCCCCAAUUUCCUAGAUCCCCCUAAAGACCUAGUCAAGAACCGGUGCACUGGACUCUGGCUACCACAGAUCAAAGAACUCCUGCAAAAGAACUGCAGGAUCCACCUGAGUCCAGAGAAACAGUCCCUCUUCCCCUUGGCAUGGCUGCGUGCUCAUGAUAGAAAGAAGCAGGGCUUCCCUGCUAGCAAGGGGGCUCUGAGUUUGAGUUUCAGUUGGUUUCAAAUGUUCAUUUUGCUUUUUUGUUCUUUUUUGAUGAGCAUAAAGCAGUUUCCCCUUUCACAUAAAUACUGCUGAGCACAUACCACUAUAUAACACACCCCAAAACAAUCUCUUUCAAUCUCAAUAAAAAGAAAAAUAUCAGAAAGGGAAAAGUGUUCAUUCAUUAUUUUUGAAAAUGUGAAAAAACUCUUGGAAGAGCAAUUUUUCUUGUUGACCAGCAGAAAAACAUCAGCGUUAAUUAUGUUGCCUUGUUAAAUCUGAAAGAAGACAGUGAACAUUGGAAACCUUUCUGAUUGCCUUUGUGGGAAGAUAUCUACGGGAUCAGAUGCUGUCCCUGCCAGAGAGGCAGUCAGACAGGUGUGCCCGUCCCAAGUGAGUCUGGGUGCGCUCAGAGGACGCUGUGAGCUUCAGCCUGUGGGCAAUCUGAGGAAUAAUUCCUGUGGUGGUGAGUGGUGAGGAAAGAUAGAUAGAAUUUCCACUUCAGGUUUUGAGCACUGGCCGUUUCUUUCCUUUUCCUCCUUUACCCUGUGGAGAGAGGGGAAGGAGGUGAAUUUGAAUAGAGUUGCAGAGGUACCCAGAUGCAUUUGGGUGCCCGAAUGCAAGAUGUCUUCACACUUGUCUUGGCCCCUGGUGGCAGAAAAGCUAACUAUGGGAAAGGGAGAAAGCAUCUUGCCUCCAGUGACAUAGUGCUGUCCAAAAAGCACUGGCAAAGUGAGAGGCUUGCAUAGAAAAAUAAAAACAAAAGCAAAACUGUGACUUGUAUAAAAAAAAUGGAAACACGGCAUUGCUUUCCCGUCAAUCCAGUUGCAGGAUAGGAAUUUGGGUAAACAAAGAGCCCUAGAAGUGUAGAAGAAUGCCACUGGAUGUAGAAACAGGAGUUCAGAGGCCAGCUUUGGUACCCUGCUUGAAUUUCAGAUGAGGUGAAACCCGGAGCUCUGCUAAGUUGCAGCACCAAGGCUUCUUGAGGAAAGCAAUUUAUUUUUGAUUCCAGCAGAGCAGCUAUCGUUUAAACGGCCAGGGGUUGUAAUUGAACAAGAACUAACCUUCUCUGUGAACACAGGGUGCAGUAGUAAGUGUACACAGGCUGAUCGAAAUAACGUGGACGCCAGGCCUUCCAGACGGAUGGGCGGGGUAGCCCAACCACCGUGGACUAGGGUCUUGCCAGCUUCCCAACAACCAGCCCAUUCAAAAUUACAUUCUGGGAAAUGUACACAGCUGGGAUUCAAAUGUGCACUUGUCCAUUUUGGGGGAUAUUAAUAUGAAAUGGCUAGGAGGCAACAAUCUUGAGGAAAUGAGAGAACAUACAGUUAGCACUAGGGAACUUUUUAUUCAAUUUCCAUCUUAGUCUGGGGUCAUGAGGGGCUUGUGGGGUGUUGUGUGUGGUGAGAAUCCAAGACAAAGGGUUCCUCUUGAUACUGGAUAAUUUUUACUUUGAUAAUGAAGGGGAUGUGCCUACCCUGAAAACCCCAGAAUGUCAUCCUGUCAUUAAGAACUAAUGAAAGUUUUAUUGCUCUGUUGGGAAAAAACGAUGUGUCUCAUUUCCGCACACCAAAUUUGCCCCCUUCUUGUUAUGAAUAUAUCCAGUUGUAUGAAAUUCACUAUUUCUCCAGAGUUGCCCAGAGACUCAGAAGGCAUCUUUUCAUCCAGGCUCAAUUAUUUUUGUUUUUAAUAAAAGAGCAUGUCACAAUGCACUGGCUGUUUUUGUAAGUUUCUAAUGAAAGCAAUAACUGCCACAUAUUUACAGAUAACCUAGAAAUACUUACAAUAAAUAGUAAUAAUUCCUGCAUCUAGCUGUACUUCCUAAAUGCAGCUGCUGUAGACCAUUCCUGGUGUAUCUCCACAUUGCUACUUAAUAUGUUAUCCAUUUUAUACAGUAUCUAGUGAUUUUCUUUUAAGGAAGAGAAGGAUUUACCUUACUUUCAGUUACCUAUGCACAUUCUGCCUCUAUAAGAUGACAUUAUUCUCAACUUCCAUUGGUCUUGCCACUUCCAAAUCAUAUUUAAACCCCUCUUACUGGCCCACCAAUCUAGGCAGCAUCUCUCACCUCCUCACCACCCAUGAGAUAUGUUCUUCUUCCUCGUCCACCUGCCCUUCUCAGUCAGCUAUACCAGUAUUUCUGCAGUCAAGUUUAAUUUACAUUUGCUCUGUCACCAGAGUAGUCUUUCCUUGUGAUGUUUCCGACAUUGAAAAUAAUAAAACGGAUUUGUGUAAUUAAGGUUUUGCUAGAUUAUUUACAGAAAACCAGGGUGGUUUCUACGUACAGUGUCACAGCUCUUGUGAUACUUGAAAGAGAUUGUGCCACAGAGUCAGGGUCAAAUGGAUCCUCUUCCUUUGUCAUUUUGUCAAAACCUUCCAUCUUUUAGUGCGUGUAACAUGUAUUUCAAGUCUCUCUCAUAAAGUUACUUGUAUUUUUCUCUACUGGAAUUUCUGAUGUCCUCUUGCUUUACCUGAGUGUGGGCCUUAUUCAUAUCUUCAAGUUUUUCAAAGCUUGUAGUUGUACUGUUUAUUUUUUGUGAAUUUAACAAGGCUCUAUAACUUGUUUAGAAGUUCUAUUUUUAUUUUAUUUAUUGAAUAGAACAUGACUGGGUGUCCUCAAUGAAAACAUUUCCCUUCUUUCUCAGUUUAUAAAUGGGCAAACACCUCAAGAGUUGGACGUGCCCAAGGAGAAAUGCAAUAUCCAAUGGUUAUGCAAAACUAGUCAAUGACAGAGAGAUUCAAAUUAAAAUCCUCUGUAUAUCUAUAAAAUUAACAAAGAUUUUAAAAUAUGAUUUCAACUGUGAAGAAAUGUCAUUCAGAUUCGGCCAACAUCUCGUCAAGCCCUCUGUGGUCUUCCUCAAAACUGAGCUGUCCUAUGCCCUCGUGAACAGGAAGCCCGUGGUACCAGGACAUGUCCUCGUGUGCCCUCUUCGGCCAGUGGAGCGCUUCCGAGAUCUGCGUCCUGACGAAGUGGCCGAUUUGUUUCAGGCCACGCAGAGGGUCGGGACGGCGGUGGAGAAGCAUUUCCAGGGGACUUCUCUCACCUUGUCCAUGCAGGAUGGCCCCGAAGCUGGACAGACUGUGAAGAGGAGCAGGUUGGGAUUCUCAGGAGAUUCUCACUUGUUCAGCCCAACCACAAGCAUGAUGGAAGUGAUGGACGAGGAGAGAAGAGGGGAAGAGAAGGUUAGCACCAGAAGGAACUGUAGAGACAUUGUUUCAGAACAGACAUUACACAGUAGGCGUCUUCUGCUCUCCGAUUCACACCCACGCAGACAUCAUGAUUCCACCGCGAGAGUUUUCCCUGCCUAGCUCAGACCUCUUGAUACAACCCUCCAGGCAGCAGCAUCUGCUCGCACAGAGUUGAUACGUGAUGCAAAACCUCUUUGGCGUUUCUGGUUUUGUUCAUGUCUCCUUAUUUAUAUAAGAUACUUAAUUAUAUUGCUUCAUUUAUAUUUGUCUUCCUCAGCAGAUAAUCAGUUGUAAGAGGAGAGUUUUCUUCAGAAGAACCCUCACCUGCCUUUUCUCCCACAGAUGAGGCUGUUUCAGGGAGACCUCACCACAGAAUGAUCAA
Manis pentadactyla (Chinese pangolin) is the source of this 4416-nucleotide messenger RNA. RefSeq names its product fragile histidine triad diadenosine triphosphatase (gene FHIT). Gene Ontology annotation, cellular component: nucleus; plasma membrane; cytoplasm. The coding region runs from base 3498 to 4154 and encodes 218 amino acids. The record is from RefSeq and is a predicted model, not a curated record. Lineage: Eukaryota; Metazoa; Chordata; Mammalia; Pholidota; Manidae. Gene Ontology annotation, biological process: diadenosine triphosphate catabolic process; intrinsic apoptotic signaling pathway by p53 class mediator; purine nucleotide metabolic process. Gene Ontology annotation, molecular function: bis(5'-adenosyl)-triphosphatase activity; ubiquitin protein ligase binding. The transcript is spliced from 5 exons.